UAGGUUAACAUUAUAAAACGGAGUCAACACAUGUGGGUGUGGCAUAAUCCCACAGAGACACAGAGGUAGUCAGAAGUAGGCACUUACGACUUACCUACGCUCAAUUCGUAACCAGCACAUCACUGCUGCGCAGUUAAUCAUUGCACUCGCUUGGCCAUGUAAAGCUGUGGCCGAAAUGAUCGAACUGAACGUUUACAGUGUGGUUUUGUUGCCGUUGGUGGGUUUGAUAUCGUACGCGAUAUGGUUGCGACUCCGUAUGCCGGUGGAAUACCGACAGAUCUCGUCUCAUGUGCCGUCCGUCACCAAAAACUUUUGGAGUGAGAUGCUGCUUUCAACGAAACUUGCGAUGAUGCAACCAAAAGAUAUUUUGCCAUUUUUAACGGAUAUGAUAAGAAAUAACGGUCCAGUAGUUCAUUUUAACCUUUCAGGCCGAUCAUACGUUUUUCUAAACGAUCCAGACGAUUUAAAAAUUCUACUGUCCAAUACCCAAAAUAUCAAGAAGGGUCCAGAGUAUAAAAUGUUGAAACCCUGGCUGAACGAAGGUCUUUUAUUGAGCUCAGGUCAGAAAUGGCAUAGCCGACGGAAACUCCUCACCAACACGUUUCACUUCAAAACAUUAGGCAUGUACAAUCCUUCCAUAAACAAACACUCGCGCAUAUUGGUGGAUAAGUUACUGGACGCUUCUGCAAAGGGCGAUGAAAAAAUCUCCAUCGCUGAUUAUGUGACUUUGUGUUCUUUGGAUAUUAUUUGUGAAACAAUAAUGGGUACCGAGAUGAAUUCUCAAGAAGGUGAAUCAGUCCAAUAUGUCCAUUCAAUUAAAUGUGCUUGCAGAUCGGUGAUAGAACGUAUUUUCAAAUUCUGGCUGUGGAAUGGUCUGGUUUAUAAAAUGAGUGGAAGUGGUCAACGUUUUUUUAAAUCAAUCAAAGUGCUACACGAGUUUACUGAUAACGUAAUUAAAAGUAAACGAGCGUCGUUGAAUACCUCUGAAAUUGAAAAAGUGCAACCAGACAGUAAACUUGAAAAAACGCAAAAGAAAUCAUUCUUAGAUUUACUUCUCAGCGUCUUGAACAACACGCAGGAACAGAUGAACGACAGAGACAUUCGUGAGGAAGUAGAUACAUUUCUUUUUGAAGGCCACGACACAUCUUCCAUUUCGAUGACAAUGACUUUGGUUUUGCUGGGGAUUUAUCCAGAUAUACAAGAUCAAGCUAGGGACGAGGUACGUAGUAUUUUUGGAGACUCUGACAGAGAUGCUACGAUGGAGGACUUAAAUGCCAUGAAGUAUUUAGAAGCUGUUAUUAAAGAAUCUCUUCGACUUUAUCCAAGCGUACCAGGCAUUACGAGAGAACUACAAACGCCAUUACAGCUCAAGAAUUACAUUAUUCCUCCGAUGACAACGAUUGCAGUGUAUCCUUUUAUUCUACACCGAAAUGAAGACAUAUAUCCAAAUGCUGAAGAAUUUAUCCCUGAAAGGUUUUUGGACGAGGAAAACAAGGCGAAAUUUCAAUUUGGAUACUUACCGUUCAGCGCGGGUGCCAGAAAUUGUAUUGGACAAAAAUAUGCAAUGAAUCAAAUGAAAAUAGUUGUAUCAACCAUUUUACGGAAUGCGAAGUUUGAAUCCUUAGGACGUAAAGAAGACAUUCAAAUUAGUACGCAAUUAGUAUUGAGAAUAGAGUCACUUCCAAAAAUGAAAUUUUUUAAACUUUAG
Molecule: messenger RNA, 1708 nt
Organism: Myzus persicae (green peach aphid)
Lineage: Eukaryota; Metazoa; Arthropoda; Insecta; Hemiptera; Aphididae
Product: cytochrome P450 4C1-like
Exons: 12
Coding region: 176-1708 (510 amino acids)
Molecular function (GO): iron ion binding; heme binding; monooxygenase activity
Source: RefSeq, a predicted model, not a curated record